AUGUUUCCCAUACUGCCUCUUGACCUCCUGCUCGCGGCGGGCACCCGUCUGGCGUCUGCUACAACCCUCCCCCAACCCGAUAACAUCACCAUCGCCUCGAUUAACGUGGAAGGGACUGGCUGCCCCCAAGGCACCAUUUCGACAGCUGUCAGCGCCGAUCGAACAACCAUAACAUUUGGAUUUGACGACUUUCAUCCGUAUAUCGGCCCCGGCAUAUCGCACGCGGACAAAACCAAAACAUGCAACAUGACGCUCACGCUCAGCCAUCCCCUGGGAUACAAUUUUGGGAUUCUGGACACAGUCUACCACGGAUUUGCACGCUUGGACGCCAACUUGACUGCAACACUUUGGUCGUCUUAUACCAUAGCCCGCGAUGGAGCAGGAAACGACACGCUCCAAACGAAAGCAAACAUCGCUGGGGAGCUGGUUGGGGUCUUUACACGCACCGAAGCCGUCACCGAGGAGUCGGAGCUUGCCUCGAGGUGCGGCAGAGACAAAAGCCAAUUGCAAGUUACCACACGGGCGACCUUAACCUCCAGCUCCUCGUCGACCUCGGGCGGCUGGGAUGAGGAGCCUCCAUUUUCCCUUAUGGUCCAGCAAAUUCGUCUCAGGUGGUCGACUUGCAAGGAGUGA
Chaetomium globosum CBS 148.51 is the source of this 633-nucleotide messenger RNA. RefSeq lists its product as uncharacterized. The transcript has a single exon. Bases 1 to 633 code for a protein of 210 amino acids. The record is from RefSeq and is a predicted model, not a curated record. NCBI's taxonomy places the organism in Eukaryota, Fungi, Ascomycota, Sordariomycetes, Sordariales, Chaetomiaceae.